AAACCAUCCCAGUAUAAAUGUCUCUGUGCCUCUAACUCUGAAUCUAUUCCUGGAUUUCACUGGAGAAACCCAUCAAAAAUGUCUAAAACUGGAACAAAGAUUACUUUCUAUGAAGACAAAAAAUUUCAAGGCCGCCACUAUGACUGUGAUUAUGACUGUGCAGAUUUCCACAUGUACCUGAAUCGCUGCAACUCCAUUAGAGUGGAAGGAGGCACCUGGGCUGUGUAUGAAAGGCCCAACUUUGCUGGGUACAUGUACAUCUUACCUCGGGGCGAGUACCCGGAAUACCAGCAUUGGAUGGGCCUCAGCGAUCGCCUGGGCUCCUGCAGGGCUGUUCAUCUGUCUAGUGGAGGCCAGUAUAAGAUUCAGAUCUUUGAGAAAGGGGAUUUUAAUGGUCAGAUGUAUGAAACCACUGAAGACUGUCCUUCCAUCAUGGAGCAGUUUCACAUGCGAGAGGUCCACUCCUGUAAGGUGCUGGAGGGUGCCUGGAUUUUCUACGAGCUACCCAACUAUCGCGGCAGGCAGUACCUUCUGGACAAGAAGGAGUACCGGAAGCCCAUCGAAUGGGGUGCAGCUUCCCCAGCUGUCCAGUCUUUCCGCCGCGUUGUAGAGUAAUGACAUGGAUGGGCCAUAAGCUUCUUCCUAGGGGCCAAACACUGCUGGCCUUGUCAUCAAAUAGGCGUCAUAAAUAAAACAAUUGGCAUGCACUCCA
Molecule: messenger RNA, 712 nt
Organism: Myotis davidii
Lineage: Eukaryota; Metazoa; Chordata; Mammalia; Chiroptera; Vespertilionidae
Gene: CRYGS
Product: crystallin gamma S
Exons: 3
Coding region: 79-615 (178 amino acids)
Biological process (GO): lens development in camera-type eye; visual perception
Molecular function (GO): structural constituent of eye lens
Source: RefSeq, a predicted model, not a curated record